UAAUUUUAAAUCGAAACUACGUUGAUGAAACCCAGAGCGGUGUUUCGAAAUUUUAUGAGCGGCGAUUUGGUGACGCAUAGGUAAAUGUCGGGAUUGUAUGGAGUUGGUAAUAGAUCGACUGCGUUUUGAGCGUUUAGCGGUCGGUGCUGCGAAGGCCGGGUCUUACGUCGAGGCGGCAUCGUUGUUCGGGGGACAUUGGUGAGGUGCGCGGGCGCGGCGUCACGCAACCGGCUCGCCAUGUCUCCCGCGUCUAUCCGUCAGUGUUCAGUUAAACCCUGCACGCGUUGAGGACAUGCCUGCGUUAUGGAUUAUCAAUGCAUCGUCGUCUACACCGUCAUCAAUAUCGCUCCACCGCGUCUUACAGCUCAAGCCUCCGAAUUCUCAAACGGCUGUGUCACCUGGUUCAAGAAUAAAAUUAAAAAAGCUCUUGCAGUGUAUCUUCAUUCUCUGAAAUUAAAUCCAAGCAACGGAAUCGUGCACGGUAACUUAGCGUGUCUCUAUUACAAACAAGGCUUCAUAGACCUAGCCAUCGAUACAUACAAGCGCGCUAUAGAACUACAGCCUGACUUUCCGGACGCGUACUGCAAUCUAGCUAAUGCACUCAAAGAGAAGGGCCUUGUGACCGAAGCAGAGGAGUGCUAUUUCAAAGCACUAAGUCUAUGUCCCACACAUGUAGAUACACUCAAUAAUCUUGGCAACGUCAAAAGGGAACAAGGGAAAAUUGAUGAAGCUACAAAUUUAUACAUGAAAGCCUUGGAGGUGUUCCCUAAUUUUGCGGCAACUCAUAGCAAUUUGGCAUCCCUUUUACAGCAACAAGGUAAACUACAUCAAGCUCUAUUUCACUAUAAACAGGCUAUCGGUAUACAACCUAAGUUCGCAGAUGCUUACAGUAAUAUGGGUAACACUCUUAGAGAGCUGCAAGACAUGACGGGAGCACUUGCAUGUUUCAAAAAAGCUAUUGAAAUAAAUCCUACAUUUUCUGAUGCACAUUGUAAUUUAGCCAGCAUUUACAAAGAUACUGGCAACAUCAAAGAAGCUAUUGAGUCAUACAAAAACGCUCUGUAUUUUAAACCUGAUUUUCCCGAUGCUUAUUGCAAUUUAGCGCACUGUUUACAAAUUGUUUGCAACUGGGAUGACUACUACGAACGAAUGCAUAAUAUUAUAGAAAUAGUCAAUAAACAAUUAAAAAUGGAUAAACUUUCUUCUGUGCAUCCACACCAUUCCAUCUUAUAUCCACUUACGAAUGAAGCCAGGCGAGAAAUUGCCACUCGACAUGCAAAUUUGUAUAUAGACAAACUUCAUUUUUUGCAAAAUACUGUCACGUUUCAACACCCCAAAGUUAUGGAAGGUCGAUUACGAAUUGGUUACGUAAGCAGUGAUUUCGGUAAUCAUCCAACCUCACAUUUAAUGCAGUCCAUUCCGGGUAGCCAUGAUCGUUCCAAAGUGGAAGUUUUUUGUUAUGCACUCAACGCUGAUGAUGGUACAACAUUCCGUAGAAAAAUAGUUGAAGAAUCUGAAAAUUUUAUCGAUUUAUCUUGUAUCCCUUGCAAUAUGGAAGCGGCUACAAGAAUCCACAGAGAUGGUAUCCAUAUCUUAAUUAACAUGAACGGUUAUACAAAGGGAGCUAGAAACGAAAUUUUUGCUUUAAAACCAGCGCCUAUUCAGGUUAUGUGGUUGGGAUAUCCGGGGACAAGUGGAGCGGGCUACAUAGAUUAUAUGAUAACUGAUGAAGUUUCCGCACCUUUGUCGUUAUCAGAAGAUUUUAGUGAAAAAUUUGCAUAUAUGCCGCAUACUUAUUUUGUUGGUGAUCACAAAAAAAUGUUUCCUCACUUAAAAACGAAGUACAAGGUACUGAUUGAUAAUAAUUCGAUAGCUCAUGAAAAUGUAGCACUGAUUAAUUCGUCUGAAUUUAUUAAUAUUGAUGAAGUUUUUAAUGUAAGAUGUGAUAAGACAAUUGUAUCCUUCGAAAAUCUCGAAGAAAUUGAAUUUAUUAUAAGAAAAGUAAACAUUCCGAAUUAUGUACUCGAUACGACAAUUAAUCCUAAGCAAGAAAAGGUCUUAGUCAACGGUACUGUCAUUGAUAAUGGUAUAUCAAUAAAUUAUUCCAGUAAGAGAGUUGCAUCCGGUGAAGUUUCUUUUGAAAAUAUUGUUUUUACGUCCAGAAAGCAGUACGGCUUACCUGAAGAUGCAGUUGUUUUUUGCAAUUUCAAUCAGCUAUACAAAAUUGAUCCAAGAAUAAUGGAAUCUUGGGUAACUAUUCUGAAACUGGUCCCUAAUAGCGUACUGUGGUUGUUAAGUUUUCCUGCUGCUGGAGAACCUAAUAUUCAGAAAUAUGGGCUAAAUUUAGGUUUAACACCAGGACGUAUUAUUUUCUCUAAAAUUGCUUGUAAAGAAGAACACGUAAGACGUGGACAGUUAGCAGACAUCUGCUUAGAUACACCACUUUGCAACGGCCACACAACGACGAUGGACAUCCUCUGGACUGGCACUCCAGUGGUUACUCUGCCCGGAGAUACGCUCGCUUCAAGAGUUGCUGCAUCCCAGCUAACAGCACUUCAUUGUACGGAGCUCAUUGCUAAAAAUAGAAAGCAUUACGAAGAUAUAGCCAUCAAAUUAGGAACUGAUUCUGCAUACCGGCGAUAUAUUCGUGCGAAAGUUUCGAAAGCUCGUUUAGAAAGCACGUUGUUUGACUGCGAGCAUUAUGCAAGAGGCUUGGAGAGCCUUUACUCUAAAAUGUGGGAACUAUAUCAAAGAGGAGACAAGCCUGAUCACAUCGCUGUUUCUUCGAAGUGAUUUAUAAUUUUAAUUAGUUGUUAGAUACAUUUAAUUCGGUCAUUAAAAAAAUAAUAAACAUUAUUUUUAUUUAAAAAUAAUUUUAGAAUUUUCUCAUUCAUUUUCGAAGAAUUGGGGUGUUUUUAUUUCAAAAGUCUUGAUAUUAGGUUGGGUUCCUUGAUUGAUAACUAUUUAUCGAAAAUUAAACAUAAUUAAGCAAUCCGUGUGACAUCGCAUUAUUCUGCAGUUCAAAAAUAGAAUAGAAUACAAAAUACAAUAUAAAACUAUUACAACAUUAUUUGUAUGCGGUAAUGAAACCGUCACUGUAAAUUUGGAUUCUUGACGCGAAAAUAUAAAUGGUAUUGGAUACACUUUCAUUAAAUGCUACGUCCGUUUUCGCUGCGGCUUUUGCCAGUAGCAGCUAGCGUUGUAAUCUAGGUUCAUAUUAAUAGAUGUUUCAAUUAUUUAAUCUCACGCAACCCGACUGGAUAGUGCUUACUUGUGGUCUAUCCGUGCAUGCAAAUAAGUUGAAUAUAUACAUAAAUUGUGUUAUUGUUAUUCCUGAUAAUAAAAUGACGUUCAAAAAAGGAUUUUUAAUUUUUUGUUCAUCU
Messenger RNA from Bombyx mandarina (wild silkworm), 3383 nucleotides. RefSeq names its product UDP-N-acetylglucosamine--peptide N-acetylglucosaminyltransferase 110 kDa subunit. Gene Ontology annotation, biological process: protein O-linked glycosylation. The record is from RefSeq and is a predicted model, not a curated record. Gene Ontology annotation, molecular function: protein binding; protein O-acetylglucosaminyltransferase activity. NCBI's taxonomy places the organism in Eukaryota, Metazoa, Arthropoda, Insecta, Lepidoptera, Bombycidae.